Messenger RNA from Pangasianodon hypophthalmus (striped catfish), 3580 nucleotides. It is a transcript of the gene adam8b, whose product is annotated as ADAM metallopeptidase domain 8b. Gene Ontology annotation, biological process: proteolysis; positive regulation of membrane protein ectodomain proteolysis; inflammatory response. The transcript is spliced from 22 exons. The coding region runs from base 91 to 2562 and encodes 823 amino acids. The record is from RefSeq and is a predicted model, not a curated record. NCBI's taxonomy places the organism in Eukaryota, Metazoa, Chordata, Actinopteri, Siluriformes, Pangasiidae. Gene Ontology annotation, molecular function: metalloendopeptidase activity; cell adhesion molecule binding.
GAGGGCGUGGCUUAUGCCACAGCGUGUUUUCAGUCUUGCUUAUUCUUAUCUCUAAGAAUAAACUAUGCGCCCUUAUGAGCUGGAAGAGCCAUGCGUUACAUUGCUGUCAUCUUCUACUGUCUGUGUGACUGGGGAAGCUUCGCUGAGAUCCCUUCAAUGAGUCACGUUGAGCGGUAUGAUGUGGUGAGACCUCAGCGACUCAGUGAGAACCACAAGAGUGUCAAUAAACAGGCUUUGGAAUCAAACAAACAUGAAAAGUAUCCUGAGAAACUUCUAUAUCAGCUGUUCUUUAAUGGAAAAAAUCAUACAGUUCACUUGCAAAAGAACAGUCUUCUCAUUGGACAUAAUUACACUGAAAUACGUUAUGAAGCAGAUGGAUCAACUGUGAUCACAUCUCCAAAGCUUCAGGACCACUGUUAUUAUCAUGGCCAUAUUGAUGGAAUGGAGGAUUCAUCAGUGAGUGUUGGAGUCUGCUCUGGCAUGAGAGGUUUUGUGAGGGCUGAAAAGGAGAUGUACCUGAUCGAGCCCCUGAGUGACAGCGCUGAAGGAGACCACGCCUUCUAUAAGCAGGAAUACCUGAGGAAGAAGAGGAGUGCUUCUGGAGACUCCAGUACCACAGUUUUUGACAAGGAACCCAGAACGUCAGCCCUCGUCAAACGUAGCAGCUGGAAGACAAAGACUGUAUUUCACACUCAGAGAUACGUGGAGCUGUUUCUUGUGGUUGACAAUACAGAAUACAGACAUUUCAACUCAAAUGAUGAGCUGGUACGGGCAAGGAUGUUGGAAGCGAUAAAUCAUGUUGAUAAGUUCUAUCGUCCACACAAUAUCCGUGUGCUGCUGGUGGGUUUGGAGGUGUGGAAUGUGAAAGACCAGUUCCUGGUCAGUGUGAGUGAUAAUGACACUCUCACCAGAUUUAUUCAGUGGCGCCAGAAGGAACUGCUCAAAAGAGUCAAGCACGACAAUGCACAGUUUGUAACUGGUGCUGAUUUUUUGGGUGACACUGUUGGGUUGGCAAACAAAUUUGCAAUGUGCACUAAAGCCUCUGGAGGUGUUAAUCAGGAUCAUAGCAUGAGUCCACUGGGCUUGGCUGCAACUAUCGCACAUGAGAUGGGCCACAACAUGGGUAUGUCCCAUGACGUACGGGGCUGCACUUGUGGCCGUUCUGACUGCAUCAUGACUGAAGUUGUAAACUCAGCUGCCUCAGUCUUCCCAGAGCUGUUCAGUGAUUGCAGUCUGGAUCAGCUGAGUAUAUUUCUGGAAAAUGCCAACCCCAGCUGCCUGCUGGACCGCCCCAGCUCAGACAGAAUUUAUGGUGGACCCGUCUGCGGCAAUGCUUUCCUCGACCCUGGGGAGGAGUGUGACUGUGGGACAGUAGAAGAGUGUAACAACCCAUGCUGCAAUGCCAAAACUUGCAAAUUUACUGAAGGAUCUCGGUGUGCGCAGGGAGAGUGCUGCGAAAACUGUCAGAUAAAACCAGCUGGCAGUCUGUGUAGGGCCUCUGCGAACGAGUGCGAUCUGGAUGAGUACUGCACAGGAAUGUCUGAAAAGUGUCCAGAAGACAGCUUUAGAAUGAAUGGGAUACCUUGCAGUUAUGGAGACAGUUACUGCUACGAUGGUCAAUGUCCAACUCAUCUGCAGCACUGCCAGAGACUGUGGGGAAAAGAUGCCAAAAUGGCUGCACGUGUGUGCUUUUUAAGGAAUACAUUAGGGAGACAUGAUGCCCACUGUGGAAGGAGCAAAGACGGCUACAGAAGCUGUGCAGAUGAAGAUAUGUACUGUGGAAGUAUAUUUUGCACUGGGGGUAAUACAUAUCCCAUUACCGGUCUAAAAGCUCAGUUGUUGACACCGUCUGGAGACUUAUGCAACAUAGUCGGGGAGAGAUCUGAGGAAGAGAACCUAAGCAUGGUACCUACAGGAACCAAAUGUGGCCCGAACAAAGUCUGCUUUAACAACAUGUGCCAGGAUGUGAAAGUGUAUGGUGUGAGUGAAGACUGCUCACAGAAGUGUAGCGGACAUGGGGUUUGUGAUCACCGAAAACGGUGUCACUGUGAUCCUGGAUGGGCUCCACCACACUGCGAUGUCAAAUAUGCAGACCUGCCUUCUGCAAACAAUACGACAAUCAUCAGCAUCUCAGUUGCAGCUGGAAUCCUACUACUGCUGGCAGCAGGAUUUGGAAGUUGGAUUUAUUGUAAAAAGAGAAAGGGCACCAGCUCGAGGCAUAAAACAAAAGCUGACCCAGAGCAGUCGAAUCCUCUUUUUGAGAACCCCAGAGCAAAACGAGUGCUUUUAAAGGAUCAUCUCGAGAUCAGCAAGCCUACUUUUAUAAGUUCGACUGUGACCCGGCAUGGCGCCUCACACACGGUCAUGCCGACACGGACAGCUCCGCAACCUCCUCUUAAAAAGUCAGACCCACAGCCACCUCAGACAGCUCCAUCCAUUUCAUUACCCAUACAGAUGAAGCCUCUGCCUCCUUCUAAGCCUCCACGUCCUUAUGAUGCGAAACAGGCUGAAAGAGUGGAAAUGAAAAUUGCACAGAGGCCUCCAACCAUUCCAAGGAGAUGACUAUGAGAGGAAUCAUCAUGUAAAUCAAUAAUGGAUUUUCAGUCUGUUGGGUGUAUGUGUGACUAAUAACACAUCUGCGGAGUUGUGACACAUCAGAACUGCGUCUCUGUGCAGUCGUGUCAUUUUGUGCUUGUCCUCCAAUGCAGAGAAGAACAGUAUACUGAAGUUAUGCUUGACAUAAGUUUGUUAUACUCAACCAAACUUGAAUUUUUAUGUAUAUUCCAUAUACACUUGAUGAAAUUAUUAAGUGUUAUUAUUACAAAUAAAAUUCCAUCCUCCAUAUUGUAAUGGAAUUACAGUCUUUACAGCCUCGCUACCACUUUAAAGACCAAACCUGUACUUCUGUUUUUAAGCAUUAAGUAUUCAGACAUAGGAGUAUAAAAUGUAUUUAUGUAUUUAUAUACUGCACUGAAUGACUUUGUGUUAUUUCACAUUUUUGUACCAUUCUAGUCAGAACAUUGGACAUCCUAGAUUGAAUGUAUGUUUGAAUGUAUGUACUGUGCAAAAGUCUUGUGCAAAGCAUGCAAAGAAAUGCUGUAGAGCAAUGAUGCCUUCAAAAAUAAUGAAAUUAAAUGUUUCUACAUUUAAAAAAAUACUAUGAAGAGCAGUAAAGUCAAUAUUUAGUGUGACAGCCUGUUGCUUUAUAAAUAAAAACAGUAGUCUCAGGUACAGUGUGUGCAGUUUUAUAAGGAAAUGAGCUGUAAGUUUUACUGAGCAUCUUGCAGAAGCAGCCACAGUUCUUCUGGAGACUUUGACUGUCGCACUUUUUUCUUAUUUUUGCAGCAAAACCCAGCAGCCUUCAUUAUGUUUUUUUGUCUGAAGUGGUCUCUUAAUAUUCUGCUUUCUAUACUGCCAUACAAACAUUGUUCUGUAACAUUUAAUUUUGUACUGGAAAACUAACGUUUGCAAAUUUAAAAUGUUCUUGUACUGAAUCAGUAAUGUAGAAGUCAUAAAAUACAAAUCAAUAACGUUUGUACUAAAAAAUAUAGGGUGCCUAAGAACUUUGCACAGUACUAUA